This is a messenger RNA of Jaculus jaculus (lesser Egyptian jerboa), 2785 nucleotides long. RefSeq names its product gastrula zinc finger protein XlCGF26.1-like. Bases 239 to 2185 code for a protein of 648 amino acids. Lineage: Eukaryota; Metazoa; Chordata; Mammalia; Rodentia; Dipodidae. The transcript has 7 exons. The record is from RefSeq and is a predicted model, not a curated record. Gene Ontology annotation, biological process: regulation of DNA-templated transcription.
GCCGGAGCCUUUCAUCUGAACGCCCCCAUCUGCUCAUCAUCUGCAGAACUGCUACCCUCGGUGCGUCUCUGCUCAGGAGUCUGGGGACAUUGGCGUCUGGCCCGUGUGGCCCGGUGCCACGGUGGUUUCUUGGAUCCAAGCUCAGAUGUACUGAAAAUUUCAACUUUCCUGGGAAUCCCUUUGACACACUGCUGCAAGAAGAUAUAAGGGCUGGCACCAUAUACCCCACAAGCUGGAAAUGGGGUCAGUGUCAUUUGAGGACAUAGCUGUGGACUUCACCUGGCAGGAAUGGCAGGAGCUGGAUGCUGCUCAGAGGACCCUCUUCACGGAUGUGAUGUUGGAAAAUUACAGCAGUCUGGUGUUCCUGGGGCACUGCAGGACCAAGCCCGAGUUGAUCUGCAAGUUGGAGCAUGGAGUUGAGCCAUGGUGUGUAGCAGAAGCCUCAUUCCACAGCCUCCCAGCAACUUCCCCAGUUGAGGCCAGCCAGGUAAAUCACAAGAGUCAUUUGUGGAAAGUUGGAAUCACUAACAGGAAGACAUUAAAUGAAGAAAUGGAUGAAGCUGAACAAAAGUCGAGCCAGAAAAUCCAAAAAGGGACAGAAAGUUGUAAAGGGAAAACAUAUGUGAGGAUGGUUUACCAGAAGUCACAUCACACAAGAACUCUGUCGCACAAAUGGAAAAAAACUUUGUAUUCCAACUCCAAUCUCACUAAACAUCAGUGUCUUCAUAGAAAGGAGAGUAAGGAAUGUGAGCCUAAGGAAUGCAGUAAAACAUUCUUGAAGUCACAGCACACUGUACCUCAGAGAACACAUUCUGGUGGAAAAUCCUUAGAAUGUACAGAAUGUGGGAAAACUUUCACCCACAAGGUACUCCUCCAUGAUCAUGAGAGAAGUCAUAUGGGUGAUAAGCCAUACAAAUGUUUAGAAAGUGGGAAAUCUUGUAAUAGAUCAAAAUGUGUUAAGCCUCAGAGGGCUCAUAAGAGUAAGAAACCAUGUAAGUACAAAGAAUGUGGAAAAGCUUCCACUCUGAAUACGCACCUCGCUAUUCAUGAGAGAUCUCAUGUAAGUGAAAAGUCUUAUGAAUGUGCAGAAUGUGGGAAAGCUUACACCAGCAAACAAAACCUCAUUCACCACCAGAGAACUUACACUGGUGAGAAACCCUAUAAAUGUGCAGAAUGUGGGAAAGCUUUCACUCAGAAGGCACACCUCAGUGUUCAUGAACGAACUCAUACAGGUGAAAAGACAUAUGAGUGUAUGGAAUGUGGGAAAGGUUUCUAUUUCAAGUCACAACUCACUGUUCAUGAAAGAACUCAUACAGGUGAGAAGCCUUAUGAAUGCACAGAAUGUGGGAAAUGUUUUUAUGUUAAGUCAAAACUCACUGUUCAUGAGCGGACUCACACUGGUGAGAAGCCGUAUGAAUGCACAGAAUGUGGAAAAGCAUUCACUUGUAAGAUGUACCUCAGUGAUCACCAGAGGACUCAUACAGGUGAGAAGCCCUAUGAAUGUACACAAUGUGGGAAAGCGUUCACUCAGAAGGUCCACCUCAAUGUCCAUCAGAGAACUCACACGGGUGAGAAAACCUUUGAAUGUGCACAGUGUGGGAAAGGUUUCUAUUUCAAGUCACAACUCAGUGUCCAUGAGAGAACUCAUACAGGAGAGAAGCCCUAUGAAUGCACAGAAUGUGGGAAAGCUUUCCGUGACAAGUCCCAACUCAUUAAACAUCAAAGAAUUCACACAGGUGAGAAGCCCUAUAAAUGCACAGAAUGCGGGAAACCUUUUACUCGGAAGGUACACCUCAAAGCUCAUGAGAGAACACAUACAGGAGAGAAGCCCUAUGAAUGUACAGAAUGUGGAAAAGUGUUCCGAGUCAAGUCACAGCUCACUGUUCAUGAGAGAACUCACACAGGCGAGAAGCCAUUUGAAUGUACACAAUGUGGGAAAGCUUUCACUCGGAAGGUACACCUCAAAGCUCAUGAGCGAACUCAUACAGGGGAAAAGCAGUAUGAUUGUGCAGAGUGUGGGAAAUGUUUCUAUUUCAGGUCACAACUCACUGUUCAUGAGAGAACUCACACAGGUGAGAAGCCUUAUGAAUGCACAGAAUGUGGGAAAGCUUUCACUCAGAAGGGCCACCUCACUACUCAUGAAAGAACUCAUACAGGUGAGAAGCCCCAUGAACGUGCUGAAUGAGGGAAAGCUUGCACCAGCAAAAACAAGCAAAUAGCAAAACAACUUGAUGGAAUUGGGGGAGAAUGAGAAAUAAUGAAAAAAUAUAGAAUGUGGAAAAGCUUUCUACACUUGACUAGACAUCAGAAAAUAAGCAAAGAUGAUUAAGCAGAGGAUAACAAUUUAGUAAAAUAUAUCACCACACCUUAUAAUGUGAAGAAAUUCAAUACAUAUGAGAAUUAUAGAAGAGGACUUUAGCUACCUAUAUACAUUAAUAGAUAUUGACAUCAAAUAAUUUCUGAAGUUGUCUAUUUGAAAUUAAAAGAAAAUGUUGGAGUUGGGAUGUGGCUCACAGGCUCUGAAUUUUAUGUGCAUAUAUGAAAGUUCUAAUAUUCCAUCUCUAUUUUAAGCAUUUAUAUUUAUGGGCUAAUUGUCUAAAUAAGAAAAUGUGGAGAAAUUGCAAGAAAUUUUGAGUGUCUUGUUGGACGAGGAUACUUGGUGUAUUUUGGUCAUUGAAAAAAUUGUAGAAAAAUGGUCAAGCUUGGAACACAUCAUUCUGUGUGAACCCACACAAUCACAGAAAGACAACCGUCAUGUGGUCUCACUCAUCUGAGGUUCCUAACC